GGACGGCCGAAAACCAUACUCAGGGGAAACGGGAUCGCUUCAUGACUCAAGCGUUGGAGAUCCAAACUCCACUCAGCCUGGAAGUGGAUUCCAGAAUUCCAAAGGCCCGAUCGAAACGCCGCCGCCAGACUUUUCAUGCAACCUGUCUUGCCCUGCUGUCAACCGAAGAUCCUCAGAUCCGCGGUGGAGCCAAGAGUCCCUUCUAAACGUCACAAUGUGGAACCGCUCUUGACGUGCAAUUGGACCCUUGGCAUUACCUCAGCAGUGUCUUGCAGAUGUCAAACGCGAGAUCCGAACCAAGAUGCCGUCAGAGCCGUGAGAACACUACCAAGGUGGCAGGCUUCUGAGUGGUAGCAUGUUGGGCGGAAUUUAUUCGUGGUAUCAUUCCAGAAAGUCGGCUUCAAGGGGCUUUCACACGAAGAUCGUUGCUGCCGUCUCUGAGCCUCUAAUCAGCAAACGCCCUCUCAACUGCAUCCCAUUUUUUCACGCCAGACCAGACAAGUUUGUCCGACGAUACAAGAUGACCACAGGCACGGGUUCCUCAAAGACAUACACGCUCAACAAUGGCGUGAGGAUCCCCGCUGUCGGCUUCGGCACGUUCGCCAACGAGGGAGAGAAGGGAGAGACGUACAAGGCGGUGACCAAGGCGCUCGAAGUCGGCUACCGCCACCUCGAUUGCGCAUGGUUCUACCAGAAUGAGGACGAGGUCGGCGACGCGGUGCACGACUUCCUCGGCAAGAACCCGAACGUCAAGCGCGAGGACAUCUUCAUCUGCACUAAGGUCUGGAACCACCUGCACGCGCCCGAGGACGUCAAGUGGAGUUUGCAGAACUCGUGCUCCAAGCUGAGGGUUGACUACGUCGACCUCUUCCUCGUGCACUGGCCGAUCGCGGCCGAGCGCAACGACGACUACAGCGUCAGGACCGGGCCGCACGGCAAGUACGUCGUUAACAGGGAGCUAACCGACAACCCGGAGCCGACGUGGCGGGCGAUGGAGGAGCUGGCCGACAGCGGCAAGGCGAGGGCCAUCGGCGUGUCCAACUGGACGAUCGAGGGGCUGCAGAAGCUGCUGCGGUUCGCGCGCAUCAAGCCGGCCGUCAACCAGAUCGAGAUCCACCCGUUCCUGCCCAACACGGAGCUGGUCCAGUUCUGCUUCGACAACCAGAUCAUGCCGGCGGCCUAUUCGCCGCUAGGGUCGCAAAACCAGGUGCCGUCGACGGGCGAGCGGGUGCGGGAUGACCCGACGCUCAACGAGGUGGCCAAGCACAGCGGGCACAACCUGGCGCAGGUGUUGCUGGCGUGGGGCCUGCGGAGGGGUUACGUGGUGCUGCCCAAGAGCUCAACGCCGAGCCGCAUCGAGAGCAACUUUCAAGUGCCUGACCUGACCGACGAGGAGUUCAACGCGGUCGAGGCCGUGGCCCGGGGGAAGCAUUUCCGGUUCGUCAACAUGAAGGACACGUUUGGCUACGACCUCUGGCCCGGGGAGUCGCGAUAGAUUAGCCGAUUUGAUAUGGAUGACAGUGAAGGAAAUGCGGGUGUAUUAUUUAAGUUGCGGUGGUUGGCAUAAUGCAACGGCUGGCCGAGCGGUCGAGAAUUGAAAAGGGAAUUGAGAAUUAAGGGCUUUAUUUUUCGAAAUGGAUGAUGCCUCGGACUUGGACUGUGUAACAUAAGGUUUUGGAGUUUCGGAUACAAAACAACGAAGCAGUUUUG
Molecule: messenger RNA, 1710 nt
Organism: Parathielavia appendiculata
Lineage: Eukaryota; Fungi; Ascomycota; Sordariomycetes; Sordariales; Chaetomiaceae
Exons: 1
Coding region: 356-1495 (379 amino acids)
Cellular component (GO): cytosol
Molecular function (GO): aldose reductase (NADPH) activity
Source: RefSeq, a predicted model, not a curated record